This is a messenger RNA of Mesoplodon densirostris (Blainville's beaked whale), 1859 nucleotides long. It is a transcript of the gene AIFM3, whose product is annotated as apoptosis inducing factor mitochondria associated 3. Gene Ontology annotation, cellular component: mitochondrion; cytoplasm. Lineage: Eukaryota; Metazoa; Chordata; Mammalia; Artiodactyla; Ziphiidae. Bases 42 to 1859 code for a protein of 605 amino acids. The record is from RefSeq and is a predicted model, not a curated record. Gene Ontology annotation, molecular function: oxidoreductase activity, acting on NAD(P)H; 2 iron, 2 sulfur cluster binding; flavin adenine dinucleotide binding. Gene Ontology annotation, biological process: execution phase of apoptosis. The transcript has 20 exons.
GCCAGUGUGACUGCCCCCCACCCAUCCGCGGGCCACUCACCAUGGGUGGCUGCUUCUCCAAGCCCAAGCCAGUGGAGCUCAAGAUCGAGGUGGUGCUGCCCGAGAAGGACCGGGGCAAGGAGGAGCUGUCCGCCAGCGGGAAGGGCAGCCCCCGGGCCUACCAGGGCAACGGCACGGCCCGCCAUUUCCAUGCAGAGGAACGCCUGCCCGCCCCCCACCCCUACCCUGGCGCCCAGGACUGCCUGGAGGCCGCUGUCUGCCACAUCAAAGACCUGGAGAACGGCCAGAUGCGGGAAGUGGAGCUGGGCUGGGGGAAGGUGUUGAUGGUGAAAGACAACGGGGAGUUCCAUGCCCUGGGCCACAAGUGUCCGCACUAUGGUGCACCCUUGGUGAAAGGAGUGCUGUCCCGUGGACGGGUGCGCUGCCCCUGGCAUGGUGCCUGCUUCAACAUCAGCACCGGAGACCUGGAGGACUUCCCUGGCCUGGACAGUCUGCACAAGUUCCAGGUGAAGAUUGAGAAGGAGAAGGUGUACGUCCGGGCCAGCAAGCAGGCCCUGCAGCUACAGCGAAGGACCAAGGUGAUGGCCACGUGCAUCUCUCCAAGCGCUGGCCACAGCAGCAGCACCAACGUGCUCAUCGUGGGUGCAGGCGCAGCUGGCCUGGUGUGUGCAGAGACGCUGCGGCAGGAAGGCUUCUCAGACAGGAUCGUCCUGUGCACUCUGGACCGGCACCUUCCCUACGACCGACCCAAGAUUAGCAAGUCUCUGGAUGCACAGCCAGAGCAGCUGGCCCUGAGGCCCAAGGAGUUCUUCCGAGCCCAUGGCAUCGAGGUGCUCACUGAGGCCCAGGUGGUCACGGUGGACGUGAGGAACAAGAAGGCCGUGUUCAAGGAUGGCUUCAAGCUGGAGUACAGCAAGCUGCUGCUGGCACCCGGGAGCAGCCCUAAGACCCUGAGCUGCAAAGGCAAAGACGUGGAGAAUGUGUUCACUAUCCGGACGCCCGAGGACGCCAACCGCGUGGUGAGGCUGGCCCGGGGCCGCAACGCUGUGAUCGUGGGAGCCGGCUUCCUGGGGAUGGAGGUGGCCGCCUACCUGACUGAGAAGGCCCACUCAGUGUCCGUGGUGGAGCUGGAGGAGACGCCCUUCAGGAGAUUCCUGGGGGAGCGUGUCGGUCGUGCCCUCAUGAAGACGUUUGAGAGCAACCGGGUCAAGUUCUACAUGCAGACGGAGGUGUCGGAGCUGCGGGCCCAGGAGGGAAAGCUGAAGGAGGUCGUGCUGAAGAGCAGCAAGGUCUUGCGGGCUGAUGUCUGCGUGGUGGGCAUUGGUGCUGUGCCCGCCACGGGCUUCCUGAGGCAGAGCGGCAUAGGUCUGGAUUCCCGAGGCUUCAUCCCUGUCAACAAGAUGAUGCAGACCAAUGUCCCGGGCGUGUUUGCAGCUGGCGACGCUGUGACCUUCCCCCUGGCCUGGAGGAACAAUCGGAAAGUGAACAUCCCACACUGGCAGAUGGCUCACGCCCAGGGGCGCGUGGCGGCCCAGAACAUGCUGGCGCAGGAGGCGGAGAUCAGCACGGUACCCUACCUGUGGACCGCCAUGUUCAGCAAGAGCCUGCGCUACGCGGGGUACGGAGAAGGCUUCGACGACGUCAUUAUCCAGGGGGAUCUGGACGAGCUGAAGUUCGUGGCUUUUUACACCAAAGGCGACGAGGUGAUCUCCGUGGCCAGCAUGAACUACGAUCCCAUCGUGUCUAAGGUGGCGGAGGUGCUGGCCUCCGGCCGCACCAUCCGGAAGCGGGAGGUGGAGCUGUUUGUGCUGCACAGCAAGACUGGCGACAUGUCCUGGCUCACAGGGAAAGGAUCCUGA